UCAGUGGGUGGUGCGCUGUGUCAGUGGGUGGUGCGAAGUGCUGACCAGCUGUACAAGCAGAAGAUCAUCAGAGGCUUCUGCCACCUCUACGACGGACAGGAGGCGUGUGCGAUGGGCAUCGAGGCGGGCAUCAACCCAACAGACCACCUGAUCACAGCGUACCGCGCCCACGGCUACACCUUCACACGGGGCGUGUCCGUUAGAGAGAUCAUGGCUGAACUCACAGGUCGAAGAGGAGGUGUGGCCAAGGGUAAAGGUGGUUCUAUGCACAUGUACGCUAAACACUUCUAUGGAGGGAAUGGAAUCGUGGGGGCUCAGGUUCCAUUGGGUGCUGGUGUGGCCCUAGCCUGUCAGUACCAGGGCAACAACCAGGUGUGCGUGGCGCUGUACGGAGACGGAGCAGCCAACCAGGGCCAGAUCUUUGAGUCUUUCAACAUGGCGGCUCUGUGGAAGCUGCCGUGUAUCUUCAUCUGUGAGAACAACAAGUUUGGCAUGGGGACGUCUGUAGAGAGAUCCUCCGCUAGCACUGAGUACUUCAAGAGAGGAGACUAUAUACCUGGAAUCAAGGUGGAUGGCAUGGAUGUUCUGUGUGUGAGGGAGGCCAUCAAGUUUGCUGCAGACUACUGCAGAGCUGGGAAGGGUCCUAUUGUGAUGGAAGGUCACAGCUGGAGAGAGCCCCCUCACCUGCCCGUGRCCCGUUUGGAUGAGGUGUCCCGUUAUACCGGGUUCACGCCCCCAAAGAUGACGCAUGAGUGA
Salvelinus sp. IW2-2015 is the source of this 756-nucleotide messenger RNA. Its product is annotated as pyruvate dehydrogenase E1 component subunit alpha, somatic form, mitochondrial-like. NCBI's taxonomy places the organism in Eukaryota, Metazoa, Chordata, Actinopteri, Salmoniformes, Salmonidae. Gene Ontology annotation, biological process: pyruvate decarboxylation to acetyl-CoA. The record is from RefSeq and is a predicted model, not a curated record. Gene Ontology annotation, molecular function: pyruvate dehydrogenase (acetyl-transferring) activity.